ACAGUCGAAUUUGGGAUUAGGUUUCAGGGGGGUACGUUGCGAAAUUAUAUAAGGCUACUCGAGGUCGCCCGUGAACUUCAUUAGAGAGGGAAUCUUGGUGCAGUGAGAAAUCGAACAUGAAGUUGUUGACUUUGACGGCGCUCGUCUGCGGACUGCUGGUCGUGGCCCAGGCCAAGCCGGCGACUCGCAUGUCCAUGGAUGAACUGACCCGUAUCAUUGAGGAGUACCGCGAGAAGUUUGACGAUCUGCACGAGGAGAAAGACAUGUUCGUGAACGUGGCCCGUAUCAUUACCCGUGCCGAGCUGAAGUUGUUGAACGAGGCUACCGUGGACAACUUGGCCGAUGCGUGGAGCGAUAUUGAACACCACUUCGACGGUACGCGGAAGAUCAUCGGGGACAUGAUCAUCCUGCCGAAUGCCAACGAGGACUGCCUUCUGGGAUUGGUAGAGGAGAUCGUUGCCGAGCGUAUCCGUGCUGCGGACGAGAUGAGCCGCUGCGCCUCAGACAAAAUCGAAAUCAAGGAAGGUCUGGCCGACGAUUUCCGCAGCUUGGUUAACGUGUUGCAACGAAUCUCGACUCUCGCUGCCGAAUACACGCUGUACUCGUUCGUCAACCACAACUCCAUCAUGGAUCCGGAGGAACACAUCGAGUGGCUGGAGCGUAACUACAACAACCAGGUGUACUUCUGGGACAACGUGGCCCGUCCUGAAGCGCAGGAAGAUUUGGACUUCCUGGAGGUGAACCGUCCGUACCUGGUGGAGGAGAACCGACUCUGUUUGGAACGUAUACAGGUGCAGAUGACGGAAGUUGACCGAAACAUCAACCAGCGAAUCAACCAGUGCGUCGUUUGAACGGAUGGUGAGGGUGCAGGGAGUGGUGCUAGGACGUUUCAAUAAAUGUACAGAUCAUUUUCGUUGAUUGAAUGAUGU
Messenger RNA from Aedes albopictus (Asian tiger mosquito), 929 nucleotides. RefSeq lists its product as uncharacterized. The coding region runs from base 117 to 851 and encodes 244 amino acids. The transcript is spliced from 2 exons. NCBI's taxonomy places the organism in Eukaryota, Metazoa, Arthropoda, Insecta, Diptera, Culicidae. The record is from RefSeq and is a predicted model, not a curated record.